CCCAAUUCCUCGCCCCAUCAUUUCCAUGCCUUAUGCCCUAUAUAUCAGUAUCGCCGUAUUAUCGUCUUCGAGACGCUGCCGCCGUCCGUCUAACCCUCUCUGCAGCCCCUCCCGCCCGGCAUACCCUCUCCUCUGACUAUCUCUCCCUCUUCCGUUCUGCUGUCUUCUCCUUCUCGCGCCGCCCCAAGCUUGCCCCUUCGCGCUUCCCUCCCUCGUGCCCACUCUCUCACUCGAGUAACGAGCCCACUGCUGCUGGCCGCCGCUUCCUCCGCCACCUCUUCCGUCCAUCCACUGCCUCUUAUAAUGCCUUAAUGAACUCUCUUCUUCUUGCUAAUCACACCGCUGCUGCUUCGUCAACCUUCAGCUCUCUUCUUUCGUCCGGCCUCUCCCUCACUACUUCCUCUUUCACCAUCUUCCUCAAACUCAUCCUCACCUCCCCUCGUGCUAAUCGCUUCGAUGAUGCUUACUCUCUCCUUGACAAAAUGCUCCAUUUUGGUCCCCUACCAGAUGCUAUCACCUACUCCACCUUCAUUGCUGCGCUAUCGCGUGCUGGAAGAGUCUCGGAAGCUAUCGGUGUUCUUGACCUCAUGCUUGACAAUAAAUGCAGUCCCACACCACAAGCCUGUACUUCUCUCAUCCAUGGCUAUUGCUCUCAGGGAAAGAUCAAGGAGGCGAAGCACUUUAUGGGUUUGAUUGAAAGCUAUGGGUUUGCUCCGGAUACCUACAUGUACACAGUAUUGAUUGAUGCCUUGAGUAGAAGUGGUGAAUUUGAUGAGGUUGAAAGGAUUUUGGGUGAGAGCCAGGUGAAGGGGUGGAAGCCAGAUGAGGUCACGUACAACGUUUAUAUGAAUGGACUCUGUAAAGCUGGAAGGGUUGGUGAAGCAUUUGGGCUUUUGGAUGCUAUGAGAUGUAAUGGUCUGUUUCCGAGUCUGGAAACUUUGAAUAUACUUUUUGAUUGUUUGUGCAGGGUUUGUAAGUUACAGGAGGCAGUGGAGUUAUUGGGGAAGAGCGCAGAAUUGGAUUGGAGCCCUGAUGUUAUCUUCUACAAUACUAUGAUUAGUAGAUGUCUUGAUCGUGGUUGGUCUACGAAUGUUUUGCGUCUGUUGAGUGAUAUGGUUAAGAGGGGGAUUGAACCAGAUGCAUGCACGCUUACUCUCAUAAUACGGAGUAUGUUCUCUGAUGGAAAGCUUCAGCUGGCAAAAUAUAUGAUGAAUGGUAGUCGGAGUUUUGUUCCUGAUGUUGUAGCAUUCAACACAUUGCUUCAUCACUUUUACCUUUUUGGAGAAAAUAAGGAGGUUAUAAAUCUGUUUGCUGAUAUGGUUCAGAAGAAUGUUACUCCAAAUAAGUUCACCUACUGUGUUUUGAUUGAUAGUCUUUAUAAGGAAGAAAGGAUUGAAGAGGCUAUUGACGUUGUUCUUGGGACCAUCAGAGAUGAUUUCAUGCAGGAUUUGAUUAGUCGUCUGUUACGUUGGUUAGCUGGUGGUCAAAAGUUUGGGGAUAUUCUAAAACUGUUUCAAAAAUUAGGGCAAGAUUCUAUCAUAGAUGUUGCCUGUUUCAAUUCAUUAAUUAUUUCAUGUUGCAAGAUGGGCAUAUGUCGAAGUCAAGAUUUUUACAGACUUUCUAUAAUUAUUGAACAAAUUCUUGGGAUUAUGUAGCAUAUCUUCAUGGAGAUGUGACCCUUUUAAUUAGAAGUA
Molecule: messenger RNA, 1694 nt
Organism: Dendrobium catenatum
Lineage: Eukaryota; Viridiplantae; Streptophyta; Magnoliopsida; Asparagales; Orchidaceae
Product: pentatricopeptide repeat-containing protein At1g63070, mitochondrial
Exons: 1
Coding region: 33-1655 (540 amino acids)
Molecular function (GO): protein binding
Source: RefSeq, a predicted model, not a curated record